This is a messenger RNA of Bursaphelenchus okinawaensis, 704 nucleotides long. Lineage: Eukaryota; Metazoa; Nematoda; Chromadorea; Rhabditida; Aphelenchoididae. The record is from the annotation of a GenBank genome assembly.
AUGUGGUCCAAGUUGUAAGUUUUUUUAUUUCAUGAAAUGUUACUUCGAAAUUUUGUGAUUUGUCUAGUGUUUCAAAAUGCGUUACAGUUCACGGAUAAACGUUAUAAGUGAUGCAGAGGAAAAAGUAGACUUGAAAGUCCUAAUGCCGGGCUGGCAUAUGUGCGUCUGAGGACCGGGACCUGAACCAAAGCCCCAAGGGCCCAACUCAGGUCCCGCGACAACUUUUGAAAAGCGUAAAUAUUUAAAACAUACAAAGAUAUUUUAUAAAAGGUUAGUUAUUAUAUUUUGUUAUAUCGUAUAAUUUAGAUUAUUUGUUGUACUAACCAUAGUUGGCUUCAAAGUAUGUUACUCUGCUGAAGAUGCACAAAAAAUGUUUCCUGUUAUGGGCCCAAGUUCAGCUGCUGUAAGUUAAGAGAAUAUUCAAAUUACCGAACUUUAUUCGACUAUUUUAAAAUGGUUUUUAUAUCGUAUACUGUAAUGUUUUGAUAAAACUACCCUCUGUGAUUCUAUCGUGAUUUCAGUUUCCUCUACGCAACAGCUACGUACCACAAGCAGUGUCAUACGCAUCUCCAGCUUAUGUGUUUGCUAGCUACUCUUCUGGUGGUUAUCGUUUACAAGGCGAAGGUGGGAAAGCAGAAGGAGAGGAUGAUGAAGAUGAAAAGAGAAAAAGAAAAUUCAUGAUGAGCCAUAGACGGUUUCAGUAA